AUGGAUGGAAACCGACGGUAUGCAAAAGAGAACGGCAUAUCCAUCGCCUCGGGUUAUUUAGCUGGUGCAAAAGCUCUAGUAAAGAUCAUGGAUACAUGCUUUGACUGCGGAGUCAACGUUAUAUCCCUCUACGCUUUCAGCCUUGAAAACUUCAACAGACCGAAAGAGCAGGUCGAUGUUCUUAUGAAGUUGCUAGAAGGGUCAGUUGGAGAAAUGGGCGAGAAUGAUCCAUUGGUGAAGAAGCACAAUCUCAGAAUCCGGGUCUUGGGUCGUUUGGAAUUGCUAGAAGAUAACGUUUUAAGGGCUAUUUCCAAGACUAUGAAUGCUACAAAAAAUAACCGUGGCAAGGUUGUGAAUAUCUGUGUCGCUUAUACUGCCAGGGAUGAGAUUGCCUCUGCUAUCAGGGAGACUGUUGCUGACUCUGCCUUCCCUGCCAAGAUCACGGCAAAGUCUUUGACAGAGAAUAUGUUUAUGGGAUUUCCCCCACUGGACCUUCUGGUACUGCCACCAAGAUACUGA
Messenger RNA from Penicillium expansum, 519 nucleotides. Its product is annotated as undecaprenyl diphosphate synthase family protein. Lineage: Eukaryota; Fungi; Ascomycota; Eurotiomycetes; Eurotiales; Aspergillaceae. Gene Ontology annotation, cellular component: endoplasmic reticulum; lipid droplet; membrane. Gene Ontology annotation, molecular function: ditrans,polycis-polyprenyl diphosphate synthase [(2E,6E)-farnesyl diphosphate specific] activity. The record is from RefSeq and is a predicted model, not a curated record. The coding region runs from base 1 to 519 and encodes 172 amino acids. The transcript is spliced from 3 exons.